Molecule: messenger RNA, 2282 nt
Organism: Polistes dominula (European paper wasp)
Lineage: Eukaryota; Metazoa; Arthropoda; Insecta; Hymenoptera; Vespidae
Source: RefSeq, a predicted model, not a curated record
AUUUUUUUGAUUUUUUAUUUAGCCUUUCAGUGCUAUGGCCUUUUUCGUUGUGAAACUAUCUUCGAUAGUGCGCGUGAUCCGCUAUUCAUUCAUACAAAUUCAUAUUAUAUAUAUAUAUAUAUACAUAUAUAUCUAACGAUAGUAUACGCUACUAUCGGACAACGUAUUUUUACUACUAUUGCUAGUACGCUUUUCAUUCUACUGCAUUCUACUAUCCGUCUGGUUGACGUGGUCAUAUAAAGUAUGUCGACGCCUUACUACCGAUCGCUACGUGCACUCUCACCUAUAGGUACAUUACAUACUUACACAUAUAAAAGUUGUAAUACUUCUGUUGGUUAUAUACGCGCGCGCAUUAAAUGUACUACAGCAUACCUACCAACACAUAUAUACAAACACACAUACCAUGAACCUAUUCGAUUCUAUUCAAGAUGGAGAGAAAAGAACGUAGGUCCUUGGUAAGGUGGUUGUAAACACAAAGAUACAUAUCUUACUCUUGUUGAGAGUACUGACUGUUUAACGGAAAAUUAAGAAAUGGCUAAAUCUGUAUUAGGUUCGGAUACUUUACCAAAAGCUGGUCGUGUUAACGAAGUAUGUCGGGAGUGGUUGGUGCACGAAGAUGGAGCAUUGGCUUAUAGAUUGCAAGAUGAAGAAAUUAAAGAACAUUAUACCGGUAAUAAGGUGCGCAAUGCUCAAGUACGUGAAGAUCUUCCAAGAGCAAAGGUAGAACAAGAAUUAGAGGCUAUGAGAUAUCAAAGUUAUAUACAACAGCAGGAAGAAAGAGAUGCUGUCGUAGCAAGACAAAUUGCAUUGUCAUUAGAAAGGGAAGAACAUUUAAGAGAAAGAGGAGAACAUCAUAGGGAAAGGGAAGAGCAUCGUAGAGAAAGAGAGUUACAAGAAAAAAUGAAAUCACAAUUAAGACUUGACGAUGAAACAUUAUCGAUGAAAUUAGAAAUUGAACGACGUAUUCAAGAAGAAAAGGAUGAAGAAUUGGCAAGAAAGUUACAGGAAGAAGAAGAAAAACGUACCAUGAAUGAUCACGAUUCUCCAAUUAAUGAACAAUUAUUAUUAGAUCAAAAAAUUGCUAUGGAAGCUCAAGAUGCUGAAUUGGCACGCAUGCUUCAAGAAAAAGAACGUGCUAAGGCACGAAAGGCUAGAGAAAGAGCAAGACAAAAAAAAUUAGAGAAACAACAGAUGCAACAGUUGGAACAACAUACUUUAAUAGAUAGACCACAUCGACCUGAUAAGAUUGAUUUGAGAAAUACUACAAGUAAACAUCGAAGACAUGACACAAAUUAUACUCAAUAUCCAGAUCCUGAAGAGAUACAAACACUUGACGAUCCUAUCGAGGAAAUACAAGAAGUACCCAACGUAGCUGCUAUUAUUGAUCCAACUUAUAAUAUAAAUGAGCAUCGAAAUACUUCAAGUAGUUCAAGUAAUACAGUCAGUCCAACAUAUGCAUUACCUACACCACCAGCAGAAUUAAUGGUAGAUAAUAAUGCACCAUGUUAUAUGCCGAUACAAGGACAACGAAGAAAUCAAAAUCAAUCUCCUUCCCAAGCACAUGAAGAAAAACACAAAAGACGGGUUAAAGAUGGAUGUAAGCAUCAAUGAAACAAAAAUUAUCGUGCCUAUCGUAUUUAAAUUAACAAUAUAUAUAUAUAUAUAUUUACUCAUCUUUUUUGGUAUGGAAUAUUAUCAGAGUAUUUCUAAUAGGGAUAAUACUUUUUCUAUUUCUUAGUAAAUUAAUCGCGUAACGAUAGAAGUACUUACGUGAUAUAUUAACGAAUUUUUAUAGACAUUUUUUUCUCGCAAUAUUGCACACGAUUAAUGUAGUUAACUCUACUCCAUUGAAAGUAGCUAAUAUAUAUAUACAUUUAUAGAAAGUUAAAAUAUUCUCUACUAACUGUGAUGAUAUCAAAAUCAUUACUUAUUACUAAAUUUAAGAUUCAUCUUUGCAAAUGAUAUUGUUACAAAGAUUUAGAUGCUAUUAUUACGAUAAAAAUAAUAUACAUUUUAAAGUUACAUCAAAUAUGAAACCAUACGUGCCUUUGGAAGAGUACGAUUUAUAAAAUUAAUUCAUUUUUCAUCUAUACUCAGAGUUAAAAUUUACAAUAACACAAUCGUACCAUUUUCUAACCGAUUAUCUGCCUUCUCUAUUAUAAAUACAUUUUUAAUAAUAAUAAGAAAUAUUGUCUCAUUUUAAAAUGAUUACUUUACAAUCAAUAUUGUUUCAAUGUUUUUGAAUUUAUAGAAAAUUUAAGAACAAAAUUAGAUAUUAUAAU